Vigna umbellata (rice bean) is the source of this 2792-nucleotide messenger RNA. Its product is annotated as RNA helicase family protein. NCBI's taxonomy places the organism in Eukaryota, Viridiplantae, Streptophyta, Magnoliopsida, Fabales, Fabaceae. The record is from RefSeq and is a predicted model, not a curated record. Gene Ontology annotation, cellular component: intracellular anatomical structure. Gene Ontology annotation, molecular function: ATP hydrolysis activity; helicase activity; RNA binding.
CAAAGAGGCUUUUUCGUUUGAACGCGCCUUCAACUUGUAGGGGUGAACAAAGCGCUCUACUAGCUUUCACGCGAGGAACAGGAUGGUUUCUCUUCCCAUAGUCCAAUAUGAAGAAAAAAUUAUCGAAACCGUUGAGCGGAACCCCGUUGUGGUUGUCAUCGGGGAGACGGGGUCAGGCAAGAGCACUCAACUCUCUCAGAUGCUUCACCGCCGCGGCUAUGGCAAAAUCGCCGUCACUCAGCCACGUCGAGUUGCCGCCGUCUCCGUCGCCAGACGAGUCGCACAAGAGCUCGGCGUUCAGCUCGGCGAGGAAGUAGGUUACGCCAUUCGAUUCGAGGAUAGGACUUCUCACAACACGCGCAUAAAGUAUCUUACUGAUGGAGUCCUGCUUCGUGAAAGUCUGGCAAAUCCUGAGUUGCGUGAGUAUUCUGUUAUCAUAUUGGAUGAGGCGCAUGAACGGAGUUUAAACACGGAUAUAUUGAUGGGUCUGAUGAAACGCCUGGUUAAAGUUCGUUCAUCUGAUCUCAAAGUUUUGAUUACGUCUGCGACUCUUGAUGGCGAUAAAGUAUCCAAAUUCUUUGCUGAUUGUCCGGUAUUGAACAUCCCGGGAAAGUUGUAUCCAGUUGAGGUUCUUUAUAGCAGUGAGCGUCCCUCCAGCUAUCUCGAGUCUUCGCUGAAGACAGCUCUUGAUAUACAUAUUCGCCAACCUGAAGGGGAUAUUUUAAUAUUCAUGACUGGACAGGAUGACAUAGAGAAGUUGGUAUCUAAGUUAGAAGAUAAGGUUCGUGCUCUUGAGGAAGGUUCCUGCAUGGAUGCUAUAAUCCUUCCCCUACAUGGUUCUUUGCCCCCUGAAUUGCAGGUGCGUGUAUUUAGUCCUCCCCCUCCAAAUUGUAGACGAAUUAUUGUUGCAACAAAUAUUGCUGAAACUUCCUUGACUGUUGAUGGUGUAGUGUAUGUUAUUGACUCUGGGUAUGUAAAGCAAAGGCAAUACAAUCCAUCCAGUGGCAUGUAUUCUCUUGAUGUUGUUCAAAUUAGCAAAGUGCAAGCUAACCAGCGUGCUGGCCGAGCUGGACGAACAUGUCCUGGGAAAUGCUAUCGACUAUAUCCCUCCCGUGUUUACAAUGAUGAGUUUUUGGAUGUUACAGUUCCAGAAAUUCAGAGAUCUUCCCUUGCUGGCAGUGUUCUUUACUUGAAGUCAUUGGACCUCCCAGAUAUUGACAUUCUAAAAUUUGACUUUCUGGAUCCUCCAUCAUUUGAGUCCUUACAAGAUGCCUUGAAGCAGUUAUUUCUGAUUGAUGCUAUACAUGAAAAUGGUGCAAUUACAAGUUUUGGACAGAAAAUGGCUGAGCUUCCAUUAGAACCAUCCUUAGCAAGAACUUUAAUGGAGGCAAGCGAUCAUGGUUGCUUAUCUGAGGCUUUGACUGUUGCUGCCAUGUUAUCAGCUGAGACUACAUUGCUACCUGUGCAGAGAAAGACUGAGAAAAAGAGAAAACACUCAAUAUCUAACCUUGCCGAGGGUUCUGGAUUGGGUGAUCACAUUCAUUUGCUACAAAUAUACCAAUGCUGGGAUCAAAGUGAUUUUGACAUUGGAUGGUGCAAAGAUAACGGCUUGCAGGUGCGAGGGAUGUUGUUUGUCAGAGAUGUCCGUAAGCAGUUAUCCCAGAUAAUGCAGAAAUUAUCAAAGGGACCACCGGAUGUAAAGGCUAAUGGGAAAAGGGAAGAGUUCAGACAAGAUUAUCGAAAUUUAAGGAAGGCUUUAUGUGUGGGCUAUGCAAAUCAGCUGGCUGAAAGAAAGAUGCAUCACAAUGGUUAUCGAACUCUGGGUUUCCAAGGUCAAGUAGUGCAGGUGCAUCCAUCAUCUGUGUUGAGUCUUGAUGACCACGGAAAGUUCCCAGACUAUGUGGUGUACCAUGAACUAAUUGCAACGCCACGUCCAUACAUGAGAAAUGUAUGUGCUGUUGAGAUGAGAUGGGUUAUACCCAUUAUUAACAAGCUCAAGACCCUAGAUGUGUACAAAUUAAGUGGUGGUAUUCAUCAUGUUGAGGAGGAACCUGUGAAAAAUCUUCCAGAUUUACCUAAGAAGGAUGUUGAAGUUCCCAGUACUGCUGAUGAUCGUGAAAGCAGAAUCCAAGCUGCUAGAGAACGAUUUCUUGCUCGAAAAGGCAAAAAAUGAGCCUGAAAGGAUGGCGCUCCAAAUACACUGCGGAGAUGAUGCUAGCUUGUCAGGCAUUCUUUUACAGGGGUGCAACUAAUAAGGUUACCUGAACGGAUGCAAGAGUCUAGAUGAGCUGAUGCUUUUGAGUUUUCCACGUUGUCACCAAUUUUUGUGCUAUGAUGUUAUCCCAGCUUCAUUGUUCGCAAACAUUAGAAAGUCAUCAGAAGGUUUAGCACGAACCUGAGAUUGGUCUCAUGCCGUUCAUGUAAGUUGAUUGAGCGGCUGAAAUGCAUGUCAUGUUUAUGCUCUUGAUUUGAAUUAUACCCAGAAUGGAGAAAGGAAAAAGGAAGAGGAAGGAAAUGGGAGACAGAAAGUAGCAAGUCCGCUGACAAGUAAAUGUUGAUUAAACACUUGAGGGGUUUUGAAAUGCAAUCCUGGUUGCAGACAUCAGACUGAGAUAAUACCUUUCAGUGGCUCAUAUUGCCUGAGAGUUCAAUUUCAUUGUUGUUUGAUAUUGGGCCUAUUUGGAUUGAGAUAAUGCCUAGCUGAGAUUGCAUUUGAAGUUAAACUUACACUAUAGUAGUUAUGUAUAUGAAACAAGGUCGAUCCUUCUAUAUUAGGGUGUUGGUUCUCUACC